GCCCUGGUUGUUUUCUGGCCUCCCGUUGAAAACCGACUGACUGCUCUCUCCGCCAAACCCUCCCGGCCUCCACCCACCUCGUCCCGGCAGCCCAGGAUCGACUUCGCACUCGACUCGCCGCCUGACCUAUCCGCCAAGAUGCUGGGCUCGCUCUACGGGUAUCCGGGGGGGACUUGCUCCAUGUGGUCCUUUGCCCACAGCCGCGCCGACCUCUACUUUCUCAUCCAGCCCCCGCACUCGUAUCUCCAGAGCGGUCUCACUGGCGGCAAGCUCCGCCACGAUAUCCUCACCUAUCUCCACAUUGACCCAGCAGGCAUCUUCACCGUCACCCAGGCCGUCUGUUCCAUCUUGAAGCGCAUCGGUAUCAGCAAGGCAGUAGCAAAACUCCGCAUCUUCCACAGCAAAUCGCAAAAGGGCAAGUCGUCGUCAUCAUCUUCUAUUUCUUCGUCGCACGAAACCAAGGCAGACAAGCAGGCAAAGGUCGCCAAACCAUCUUCAAAGCACAAAGCGACCACCGCAGCCACUUCAGCCGCAGCAGCACAGGACAAAAUCGCCAAGGAAGAAAAAAGGGCCGCCAGAGAGGAAGAAAAGAAGGCUGCCGAGGAGAAGAAGAAGGCGGCCAAGGAAGAGAAGAAGGCCGCAAAGGAGCACAAAAAGGCAGCCAAGAAGGCCGAAAAGUCCAAGGAAAAGCACAAUGUAGGCGCCGUCGAGGACCUCGCCAGGGGUUUCUUCGGCUUCGCCGCCGGCGGCAACACCAACAACAACAACGACGACAACACCAGCACCGUCAGCAACAAGUCUAGAGCUUCCGUCUCCGUGGUAUCAGAUAAGAACGCCUCCGUUCGUGCCCCGCCCUCCAAGACUGAGGAGGAGGCAACUGCCGCCGCCGCCGCCUCCGCCGCCAAGUCCCACAAGUCAGCUAAGUCGACAAAGCCCGCUGGCACGAGCUUUUUCGGAUUCUCUACCAGCAAGGAGGACAAGCCCGCCACCAAGUCCACUCUGGAGCCACGUGUCUUGAGUGAGGAGGCGAUGCGGGCACUCGUCGAAGAGCUGCCUUCCAACAAGCUCUUCAAGUCUGUCAAUGACAAGCCUGGGGAGGACUCCGAAGAUGAGGAGGAGAAGGAGGCGGCUAAGCUCAAGAAGGCUGAGGAGAAGGAGCGCAAGGAGAAGGAAAGGGCUGAGCGUAAGGAGAAGGAGAGGCUAGAGAAGGAGAAGGCCGAGAAGAAGGAGAAGGAGCGGCAGGAACGUAAGGAGCGGGAGAAGGCUGAGAAGAAGGAGAAGGAGAGACAGGAGAAGGCUGAGCAGGAGAGACUGGAGAAGGAGAAGGCCGAGCGCAAGGAGCGAGAGAAGCAGGAGCGCAAGGAGCAAGAGAGGCUCGAGAAGCUUGAGGCUGAGAGGAAGGAGAAGGAGAGGCAAGAGAAGAAGGAGAGAGAGCGGGCUAUCAGAAAGGAGCAGGAACGCGCCGAGAAGGAGAAGGAGGAGCAAGAGCGUCUUGAGAGACAAGAGAAGGAGAGGGCCGAGCGCGAGAGGCAUGAGAGACACCAGCGCGAGCGCGAGAUCCGCAAGGAGCAGGAGCGCGCCGAGAGAAAGGAGCGUGAGCGGAAAGAGCGCAAGGAGCGUGGAGGAGAUAGCGACACCGAAAGCAUCAUGUCCGAGAGGCGCAAGCACCAGCGGAGGUCAGACGACACGGAGAGCAUCAUGUCCGGGAUGAGCAGCUACUCAUCCAGCCACCGGCGGGACCGGGCUGGCAGCGACGUUGAAAGUGUCCUAUCCGGAACUUCGAGAACGCCAAAGCACUCGUCCAGCCACUACCCGCCUCCGGCCUCUUCGAGCCACAGCCACUCUGCGCAUGGUCACCACAGUAGCAGGAGAGAUCCAUCAAGCACACGCUCCCACCGGAGGGACAGGGACACGAGCGACGUAGAGAGUACUCUGUCCGCCCCUGCCAGGUCAAAGCGGUCCUCCAGCCGUGCGCACAGGAGCGAGAGAGGCGAGGAUGGCCACUCCAGCAGCCACAGGCGUGACCGGGACACCAGUGAUGUCGAGAGCAUGCUGUCUGGAGUCUCGCGGUCCAAACGGUCUUCCAGCCGGGCUCACAGGAGCGAGCGGGAUGCGGAGCGCAGCCACCGACGGGACCGAGACACCAGCGACGUUGAGAGCGUGCUCUCCGGAACUACGUCUCGGUCCAAGCGGUCCUCUAGCAAGGCCCGCCGCUCAGAAAAGGAAGGCGAGCGCAGCCACAGGCGGGACAGGGACACCAGUGACGUUGAGAGCAUGCUGUCCGGAGUGUCCAGGUCGAAGAGGUCGUCCAGCCGGGCACACAGGACCGAGAGGGAAAGCGACAGCCAUUCGACCAGCCACCGGAGGGACCGGGCGACGUCCGACGUUGAGAGCAUGCGGUCUGGAUCGUCGAGGACAAAGAUUUCCAACGCCCACGGCGGUCACCGCCAGGAGGGCAGCCUCGACAGCAUCCUGGCCUCCAUGUCAACGACAAGCCUGCAGUCGGACGCGGAGAGCAUCAUGUCUGAGCGGCGGCGGCUGCGGCGGGCGCAGCGGGAUGCCGACGCCGACGCCGAGAGCGUCGUGUCGUGGGGCAGCGGCCGGCACUCUGGCAACUCGGGCCUCUCGUCCAUCUCCUCGGGCCUCAGCAACCUCAGCCAGCACAGCCUGAGGAAGGAGAGCCGCCACAUUUCCAGGAACGAUUAGAUACCACCACUUUUUAAUAGAUUUGCUAUGCCUUGAUGAGUAAUGAAUCUUCACUCUGGUCUUUUUAUCCAG
Messenger RNA from Microdochium trichocladiopsis, 2778 nucleotides. RefSeq lists its product as uncharacterized. The transcript has a single exon. Lineage: Eukaryota; Fungi; Ascomycota; Sordariomycetes; Xylariales; Microdochiaceae. Bases 139 to 2706 code for a protein of 855 amino acids. The record is from RefSeq and is a predicted model, not a curated record.